Messenger RNA from Papilio machaon (common yellow swallowtail), 636 nucleotides. RefSeq lists its product as uncharacterized. The record is from RefSeq and is a predicted model, not a curated record. NCBI's taxonomy places the organism in Eukaryota, Metazoa, Arthropoda, Insecta, Lepidoptera, Papilionidae. The transcript has 5 exons. Bases 1 to 636 code for a protein of 211 amino acids.
AUGGACCGGUUCGACCUUGAGAAGUCUUCCAAAUUUACAAGAGGCGAAAAAUGCAUUUUUAUUCAUUUAAUACUGACAUUUGUUUUAAUAAUUUUAUCGAUCAUCAUAUACUUCGUGCAUCUAUGCUUAAUCAAUCAUCCAGGUAACAGUUACCUAAACACAAGACGUUCAGUACCAUUACACGAUGGAUUUAAAGAAAUUGUUAUACCGGAUUAUUUGCCAAUAGGCGUUCUCUAUUUAAAUACUAAUCCUAUCAGAGUUAUCUGCAAUACUAUACUUUUCCGAGAGAAAUGGUCAAUAGCUCCUGCUCAUUGUGUAAUUAUUAGAAAUGAUCCCUCGUUGGUGCAAUUGCUUCCAAAAUGGGAGAUUAAAUUUAAAACGGCGGAUUUAAAAUUUAGAGUUACUAAAAUAAGGAGAAGUAUUGCUCAUCCUCACUUUAAUCGAGACGACUUUCGUAACAAUAUUGGUCUACUAGAACACAUAGUUUCGGUUCCGAUCCAUCAAUAUAUAACAUUUAAUAGAUCCGUUAAUCUCUACGAUUAUGUGGGAUUUAGUGAUAGAAGAUUACGUAUGGGGUCUUGGAACGAAGUUAGCAUUGAUGAAAAAGCCGAUAGAACAAUAGAAAUUACAAUAUGA